Molecule: messenger RNA, 1276 nt
Organism: Perca fluviatilis (European perch)
Lineage: Eukaryota; Metazoa; Chordata; Actinopteri; Perciformes; Percidae
Gene: dusp12
Product: dual specificity phosphatase 12
Exons: 8
Coding region: 221-1114 (297 amino acids)
Biological process (GO): protein dephosphorylation
Cellular component (GO): nucleus
Molecular function (GO): protein tyrosine/serine/threonine phosphatase activity
Source: RefSeq, a predicted model, not a curated record
GUAUGUUUCCGCCCGGACAGUGUCAAAGACGAACCAAACACGCUCUGAGUGCACGUUAUUCUCUUUUGUAUUCAGCUCGUCUUUCUGUGGUGAUGUUGUUGUUGUCGCUGGUUCUUUACUCAGUACACCACGUGUAUGUUAAACGCGGCUAGCGACCCAAACAGCAGAGUUUCCCUGGAAGAGCUAAAGCUACUGAGAGGCUGAGCCCAGCUAACGAGUCAUGCUACUGGUGGACCCUGGUCUGUACAUCGGCACUGCGGCUGACCUCAAUGACAGCCAGGCAUUGACCGAUGCAGUUGUCACUCACAUCCUGUCUGUGGACUCUGUGGACCCCGCCCCCCUGGUUCCUGCAGGUGGGAACUUCCGCAGGAAGUGGAUCAAUGUUCUGGAUGCGGUAACCUCUGACCUUCUGAGUCACAUGGAUGACUGCUUCCUGUUUAUCCGCGAGGCUGUGGAUGGAGGCAGGGCUGCACUUGUUCACUGCCAGGCCGGUCGGUACCGCAGUGCCACCAUCAUUACUGCUUAUCUGAUGAAGAGAUACCAGCUGGGCUUCACUGAGGCUUACCACAGACUGAAGACUCUCAAACAGGAUGUACAGGUCAACAGUGGUUUUGAGGAGCAGCUGAGUCUGUACGAGGCUCUGCAGUGUGAAGUGGACACCUCCAGUCCUCUGUACAAACAGUACAGACUGACCAAGAUCACAGAGAAGUACCCUGAGUUGCAGCACGUUCCCAGGGAGCUGUUUGCUGCUGACCCUGCCCACUCCAGCUCCUCUGAAGUGUCCUAUCGCUGCAGGAAGUGCAGACGGACUCUGUUCCGUGGCUCCAGUAUUCUCAGCCACCCAGUGGGAGAAGGAGCGCCAGCCUUUGGUCACAAGAAGUCCAGUAAACGCACCGGAGACAUCCAGUGUACAUCUUACUUCAUUGAACCAGUGCAGUGGAUGGAACAAGCUUUACUUGGAGUUAUGGAUGGACAGCUGCUGUGUCCUAAGUGUAGCUCCAAGCUGGGCUCAUUCAGCUGGUGUGGUGAUCAGUGUUCGUGUGGCCGAUGGGUCACUCCUGCCUUCCAGCUGCACCGCAACAGAGUGGACGAGAUCCGACAACUCAACAUAUAAAACACACUCAUACACUCAUGUAAAUGAAUGCAGUCUCUACAGGCAGAAAAAGAGAUGGCAGACAGCUCAUCAACAGACAGUCAAGAAGAAAUGUAUGACUGAUGACAUUUUUUAAAUGUAACACUCAUCUUGCACCAGGUAAUAAAGAAAUGCAUUACAGUA